This is a messenger RNA of Oldenlandia corymbosa var. corymbosa, 902 nucleotides long. The record is from the annotation of a GenBank genome assembly. Lineage: Eukaryota; Viridiplantae; Streptophyta; Magnoliopsida; Gentianales; Rubiaceae.
AUGGCAACAUUGAGAUCCUCAGUUUCUGAAACCUCUUCUUCUUCUUCUUCUUCCUCAAAUCCUCAAAACCCUUUCCUCUUAUUUCUUGCCCUUUUCUUCAUCUUCAUUGUUCUGGUCUACUCCUCGGAUUCGAGCUCGAGUUUUGAUCCAUCCUCCAUGGCUUCUUCUUCUUCAAGGGUUUCCACUCAAACCCUUGUCCCUCAUUCUUCAUCAUCCAGCAUGAACUUCCAUCCUACCGGAAAAAGCCGCAGAUCAUCAUCUUCUUCUUCUUCUCCUUCUUCAUCUUCAAGGGAGUUUGAAGCUGGCGAACAUGAAGUUCCAAGUGGGCCCAACCCUAUAUCCAAUUGAUGAACUGCCUGUUAAUUGAUUCUGGAGGAGAUGAAAUCGUGAGAUGCUAUCAGAUAUAUAGAUUUUGCGCUUUUUGCUUUGCUUCAGGCGUCUGGUGAAAAAGCGGAAAAAAAGUGAUUAUUUUGGGACGCCGAUGAAGCCAUUCGUAAGAAAUUGGAGGGUCCAGUAAAGUGUUUGGCAUGCUCCCGCAACUCUGCAAAUUCUGUGUUCUUUUUACCAUGCAAUUUCAUUAUUUCAAGCCCAUCCCCAUAAUCUUAACCUUUUUUUUUCCUUUUCAAAAAUUAUAAAGAGAUAAAGUAAUUUUCUUUUUGGCGCGUCUUCCUUUUGAUCAUUUCCUUUUUCAGACUCAUGUAACCGGCAGUUAAAUUGUUCUUCUUAAUUAAUUUUAGCAAUUUGAUUAUGUAAUUAGGGCUUUUCAAUUUGAAUUUGUACUAUGAAAUGAGUCUUUAGCCAUUGAGAUUAAGUUGUUUAGGACCAUACCCUUAAUUUCUGGAGACAAAACUCUUUCAACGUCGUAAGGAACAACGUUAAUAAUAAUACCAUUAUUAUAAUAA